AUGUUGUUGAAUAGAAUCAUUCAUGGUUCUCUUAGAUUUGCAGGACUUUAUUGUCCGUGCUUGAGUAUUAAAGCUCUACAGAAACUGCUCAAAGAGCACCAGGUCACAGUAGAGGGCAUCAAGUCACCAUUGGUUGGAAGUCUACAAAUGAAGACUCGAGACAUGGGGAGGGGGGGUGGUGGUGUCGAUAAGAAUGGCAAAUUCAAGCUGGAGAAUUGGAGCUUUGCACAGCUUCACAGUGCCUCGGGUGCACCGGGUCCUGUCCUCAAUUACCAAAAGGCUUCAAUGUUAAUCAUCAAGUCUAAAGGCAAAGGAAAACCAACACUAAGCCUGGAAGGAAAUCUGAAAUUCUCUCCAGCCACAUACACUUCAUUGUUCUUCUAUUUACUUAUAGAGUGCAAGGCCAGUUUGCCAGAAAACGAGAAAACUGCAAGGCCAAUGGGCAGAGCAAGAGGAAGGCAACGUAGGGGCAGGGGAGAAUAGAGAUUCUGACAUAAUUUCUUAUGCUGACAAACAAACAAUUUUUAUGGUUUUUGUUCCUAGUGUUCAUAUUUGUUCUAAUUAGAUUUAUUUUUUUUUUUUUUUGGGUCAAGGGUAUAGUUAGUUCAAAUACAUAAUAGUUUUUGAAACAUGCAUAGGUUGUGGAUUGUAUGUUUUUUUGUGCAACAUAAGCUUUAGUAUAUAUAGGUUAGGUUGUAACUGUACAUGGAUGCUAAGU
This is a messenger RNA of Ilex paraguariensis (yerba mate), 718 nucleotides long. Lineage: Eukaryota; Viridiplantae; Streptophyta; Magnoliopsida; Aquifoliales; Aquifoliaceae. The record is from the annotation of a GenBank genome assembly.